Messenger RNA from Striga asiatica, 1683 nucleotides. NCBI's taxonomy places the organism in Eukaryota, Viridiplantae, Streptophyta, Magnoliopsida, Lamiales, Orobanchaceae. The record is from the annotation of a GenBank genome assembly.
CGGGUGGAGACUAACGCACGUAAUGGUGUUUCCCUCGAAUAUAUAAACAGGUUUCAUUUUCCUCGAACUGCGUUUUAGAGAUCAAACUCUAAUCCGUUGAGCAGAUAGAACUUCUCUUCUUCAACAAUGAUGGGUGAUAAAUCGCAGAUCCCAACUCGGCAGGAGUUAUUGAGCAUGGUUAGGAAGCACUCGAAGUUGAUUGGGAAAACUGUGUUGGAUGGUGAUGAGGAUGUAACGUUGGAUGAUGUAGAAAUGGAUUCUGGCUUCUGGCGUGAUAUCAUUGACUUGUAUUUUUUCAACAGCAAGGAGUCAAGGGGACGUGAGGAUGAUGAUCUAAUAUUCUUUGUUAGAAAAGUGAGCGUGCAGUCACAGAGACCCAGUGAAGAUACGGAGGACAACUCUCCAUACUUUGUACGCAGGUGGGCACCUAAGUUGGAUGACUUAAUUGGUGAAAAUUCAGUAAUCAUUGACUGGAGGCGCUCUUUUUAUUUGAAUUUGAUUGCUCAUACCUCAUUCAGUGUGACUGUAGCAAUUUGCAGUCAUCAGGCCCUUCAACAAUAUCAUGCGAGUCAAGAUAGAACCUUGCCCACUAUCUAUAAGGUAUUGAAAACUGUAUAUGCAUCUCCAAGUCGUGUUAAUUUUCAUUUGGACGCAAGAAAGGAAGUAGAAACAACACCUGCCUAUCCAGAUAUUUGUUUUGCUGUUGAUGACUUUGAUUCCACUUUUGAUGCAGUGGUCUUGACUGAUACAGACCACUGCUAUUGUGUUGUUCUAAAUGCUCACUCUGGGGCAGCAUUUCCUAUUGAAAGAAAAUCAGAGCAAACUAGUUCUGAUGUUCCUUCUUCAGAGAAUGUUACAAGUGCUGGCAAGUUUAAGAACUCUAAGAUUACGCUUUUUUCAGGAUUUGUCAGCUAUCAAAUGGUUCGAGAAGCAUAUGAUGCUGGCAGAACUGGUUUUGGGAGCCUUCUCUCUCUUGGUCAUUCUUCUGGGAAAACUGACAGAAUUUACAUGAAAGGUCCUGGAGGACGCGGUGAAGUUGAAGUAGCUGUUUCCGGCGUUUUAGAUCAAAGCAAGAUGGAAUUAGGUCCCCAUUCACCGAUUCAAAUAUCAAAAAAAGGAAUUGGUAUCGGGAAUAUCGUGCGUACAGCAGCAUCUGUUGCAUCAUUAGCUGCAAAGCACGCUUAUGCUGCUGCUAAUGCCUCUUCAACUCGACCUUCAGAGGAUGAGAUGCUGCCCCUCAAGUGCUGUUUAAUGUCCAUUUCACUACCCUGGGAAAACAUUGCCCAUGAUCUUUUAUUUAAGGGAAGUCCACCCGUGAGCUUAUAGCUAUAAUGUCUCCUAAUAUGAGCAUCAGAAAUUCGGAAAUAGAAUUCACAUGGAGACGAGUUUUGGGCUCUGAGUUGUAAAUUACUUUAAUUUUCUCAAUUAUGUUGUAAUCCAUGUACAGGGGCCUUUGCUGUGUUCAAGAAGAAUUCUUUGUCCGGAAUAUGUUAUGAUUAUCAAAUUAUGCAGCUUCAGGGGCUGUGCAAUCUAUGCAAGAGUACGAUAUUAAUAUUGAUUUUUAGUGGUUAGCAAAAUGAGAGAGUUGCGUGUUUUAAUGGUCCAUCUCCAUGUGUUAUACUUUGGUCGAGUUGCGAUUCAACUGUUAGUAUCUUUUAAACGUUAAUAAUAAUUGAAGUUGGG